Messenger RNA from Alexandromys fortis (reed vole), 1692 nucleotides. Its product is annotated as zinc finger protein 212-like. The coding region runs from base 145 to 1623 and encodes 492 amino acids. The transcript is spliced from 5 exons. The record is from RefSeq and is a predicted model, not a curated record. Gene Ontology annotation, biological process: regulation of DNA-templated transcription. Gene Ontology annotation, molecular function: DNA-binding transcription repressor activity, RNA polymerase II-specific. Lineage: Eukaryota; Metazoa; Chordata; Mammalia; Rodentia; Cricetidae.
GGACGUUCCCAGAAUGCAUCUUGUAUCAACACGGCGGGGGCGGCGGCGGCGGCGGCGGCGGCUUCCCGAAGUCCGGGCAUUUGGCGGAGUGGCACACAGCCGGAGCACUCUCCCGCCAGUCGGUAUUGUGGGGCGACUGCGACCAUGGCGGAGUCGGCGCCUGCUCGGCACAGGAGGAAACGCCGUUCCACACCGUUAGCUCCCACCACACAACCUUCACAAACAACAGAGAAAAACCCCUAUUUUCAGACCACAGAAAUCUCACUUUGGACAGUGGUGGCCGCUAUUCAGGCUGUGGAGAAGAAGAUGGAAUCCCAGGCUGCCCGGCUACAGAGUCUUGAGGGACGAGCAGGGACAGCCGAGAAGAAGCUGGCUGACUUUGAGAAGACAGCUGUAGAGUUCAGCAACCAGCUGGAGGGCAAGUGGGCCGUGCUGGGAACCCUGCUGCAGGAGUACGGGCUGCUGCAGCGGCGGCUGGAGAAUGUGGAGAACCUGCUGCGCAACAGGAACUUCUGGGUCCUGCGGCUUCCCCCAGGCAGCAAAGGGGAGACCCCCAAGGUGUCCGAAUCCCUUGAGAAUGAUGAGGUCUGUUUCUCGGAACAGGAGUGGGAGAACCUGGAGGACUGGCAGAAGGAGCUCUACAGGAAUGUCAUGGAGAGCAACUAUGAGACUCUGGUCUCUCUGAAGGUCCUUGGCCAGCCAGAAGAAGAAGUGGAAUUAGGUGCAGAGAUGGUGGGUGACUUGGUAGAAGAAGGUACCCACCUGGCAGAUAGGGCCAUGGUUAAACAGGAGGUGCUGUACAAGCAGGAGGACCCUGCAGGUCUGCCCAGCAUGUUUUCCAGUGCUGCUGAGCAGCAGGCUUUCUUUGGCGUGGAGCAGGCUGUGUUCUGGAAUAGUCCAGGAGAUUCUGCCCUCUUGGAAUCAGGCCCUGGGGACUCUAACCCUGAGUCUGUUGAGGGCAGUAGAAACUCUGCCCCUGGUAGAAAAUUGGACUGCCCCCGAAAACAGAAGACUCAGAGGCAGGUACAAUUGAGUCAGGAGUGUGGACAGAGCCUGAAGGUGAAAAGGGACAGCAGCCCAUACAAGUGUUCUGAAUGCCAGAUCAGCUUCCGCUACAAGCAGCAGCUGACUACACAUAUGCAGAGCCACGUGGGCAGAGAGUCUUACUCGGCCACAGAACCAGAGGAGAGCCUCAGGCCCAGGCCACGACUGAAACCACAGGCCAAAAAGUCAAAGCUGCAUCAGUGUGAUGUGUGCCACAGGAGCUUCAGCUGCAAGGUCAGCCUGGCCACCCACCAGCGCUGCCACCAGCAGGAGGGCCCCAGCGCCAGCCCUCAUAUCCAGGAGAGAUUCUCACCUAACAGCUUAGUCGCUCUGCCUGGCCACAUCCCGUGGAGGAAAAGUCGGAGUUCUCUCAUCUGUGGGUACUGUGGCAAGAGUUUCAGUCACCCGUCUGACCUGGUGCGGCACCAGCGCAUCCACACUGGCGAGCGGCCCUACAGCUGCCCCGAGUGUGAGAAGAGCUUUGUCCAGAAGCAGCACUUGCUGCAGCACCAGAAAAUUCACCAGCGGGAGCGGGGCGGGCUGGCUCCAGAGAAUGGAAGGCCCAAUGGCCUGCUUUAAGGUUGCCAGCCCCUCACCGUCUGGGGGUGGAGGGGGGUGGCGUGAGACCCCCGCAGAGACACUACAAAG